This is a messenger RNA of Tuber aestivum (summer truffle), 1227 nucleotides long. The record is from the annotation of a GenBank genome assembly. Lineage: Eukaryota; Fungi; Ascomycota; Pezizomycetes; Pezizales; Tuberaceae.
AUGGAUCCCAUGGGUGGUUUAAGGGAUAUUAACUCCCUGUCUGAUAGGCCCAGAAGGCCACUGAGCUCUGCUUUCAGCGAGCAUGAGGAGGAUAUGGCGGAUGUUGAAUUUGCGCCUCGUGCCGAUGCAGCACUGUUGGAGGGUAGGUCAACCCGGAUGCCCGAUGGAGCCUCAAGAGUCCCGAAACUAAUUCCUGCUGUAGAAGGGGAUUACACUUCGUCCGACGAGGACAGCUCGCCAAAGAGGAAGGGUCGAAGGACGGGGCAUGCGAGAAAUUCCUCCACAAUAUACGACAGAGCAGUAUCAGCCAAGGUCAAUCCCACACCGAUCAGCCAUCUUGAACCACCCGAAAGCAAGAUUCGGAUCAUGAUCAGGGAUUUCAGGAAAACCCCCGAGAAGCCCCUCUCCCGAGCCCGGGUGGUCUUCCGCGCCUUCUCCCUGAUCGCUUCGGGGACGGUUCUGGGAGCCGCGGCGCACAUGCUCUGGCAUUACAUCGACACAAAAGGCGAAUUCUACGACGGAAAAUUGAUCUGGCCAGAGAACCUCACCCUCAUGCCGACAGCUCUGAUGUUGGCUAUAGCUGCUUACACAUUCCUGACCGACUUGGGCUUCCUCAUCGGGAGCGCCUGGAAAGACGUAACGAUUCCCCAAUCCAUCCCAAAUCCUCCACUCCCAUGCAUACUAAAUGAGCAAUAGUUCCGGUAUCUGAAAAACAAAACCGCCGCCAUCAUAGUCGCCCUAAAUUCAUUCACCAGUUGUAUCGGUUGGAUCCUCUCAAUCCUGUUCUCCCUCCAACAACGGGACAGACCAACCCUGUGAGUUUUCAACCUCCCCCCCCCCCCCAAACAAGCAAUCGACCCCACUAACAACCUCUCCACAGACUCUGGGUUUGCUCCGUGAAAGAGGUUCAUUUUUCAGCUGACGAAUCGGAGGGUGCUCCUAUGGACUUUGCCCUUCAUUGCAUUGAAUUAGUACGUUCCCUUCCAGCUCCACCAGAUUCAAAUUCCUAACCAGUCUCCGCAGAGGUUCACGUGGAUCGCCGCCUGCAUUGUCGCCGCUGCGCAAGGGCUUGUAGUAUUCACCAUCGUUUUCAGCUAUUGCGGCGGCCGCCCCAAGAAGCCAAAGUUUAAGGUGCCGAAGCACGUCCGCUUGGCAGGACGCUGGUCUUCAUUCACAGGCGGAGCCUCUGAAUGGGUGAAUGAAAAGAUGAAGCUAUUUAAAAAGUAA